Messenger RNA from Porites evermanni, 3321 nucleotides. NCBI's taxonomy places the organism in Eukaryota, Metazoa, Cnidaria, Anthozoa, Scleractinia, Poritidae. The record is from the annotation of a GenBank genome assembly.
AUGAAACAUGAAAGGAACUUAAAAAGGAACUGGACAGCAAGGAAAAAAAGGAACAUCCAUUGGAAAACGGAACAACUAAAGGCCCUCACCUUCAUAGCACGUACUGAGGAAAUUUCAAACAUGACUGGUCGCAAUGCUGUCAGUGAUAUGCUUGAAAAAUUCCCUUAUUUGGAGUAUGAAAAAGUGGUAAGGAUAAAUAUUUGUUAAGAACACUGUAGCCUGCAAGCAAGCUCUCCUGGGGUGAGAGCUUCUUCCAUUCCCCGAGAGAGCUUGCUCUCAUAGACUUCAUUGUCUCUGUAGUGGGGCCUAAGAACUGCUAAUAAACUGCAAACAGAUAACCUUUACGAUUCAGGACACAAAUAGGGAGCUGCACUGUGUGGACAGAAAAAAAGGAGGGAUUACUUAAUGUGUUGAAAAGUGCUUUCCACAACACAGAGAGAUGAAAAAGCUCUAUGAACUAUAACUAACGUCAGGAAUCAUUCCACAUCUUAACACUCUGCAUUCAUAGAUAAAUGGGUGUUAAGGCAACCACUAAAGAGUUAUGUCAGUAAAUGUAAGGCAAAUAUAGCAAUCUCAAUCAGUGUUCUAUACAAUGUAUGACGGUUGUAUAUUAUUAGUGCCCAAUUGAACACCUUUUCUCUAUUGAAAUUCAGAUGAUGCGUGCGCUGGUACUUCAAAUCUCAAAGCUCUCAGGAUGAAACCUUUUUCAGCACUGGAGCACUCUAUCAGAAUGCUUUCUAAAAAAACAAGACAUUAGAGGUCAGUGGUAAGUGCUAAUAAAAAGAACCACUCCCAAUUAAAGGGCAACUCUCAGGAAAAUUAACCCUGUUUUAUAAGCUUUCUCUGGUUUCCUUAUGGCCUGUAAUAUACCUCUCUGGUGAAAUUUGUCGCACACUCGCUCUUUGACGCCAUUUUGAAAACACUCGGAUCUCAAAUCGAUCACGCGAUUUUACGUCACAAGUGCGGAACAUGAAUUGUUUUAUGAAGAUUAUAACAGGGAAACGCACCCCAUUUCUCUAGCGAAUAAAGGAGAAAUAGAGCCUCAACCGUUAUAUUAACGUUCGCGAAAUGCAUUUCAAAGAUGGUUUCAGGUUCUUAAUAUACCUGGAUAUUAGAUUCGGCGAUGUAGAUUUUUUUCGCUUCUUUUUUGGUAGUGUGAUUUUGAAGUGGCAUGAGACAUAUCCACCUGAGGUCAAUAAUUGUCAACAGCUGAGCUAAUAAUCUGCACCGUACAAUUCAAAGAGCAUUAUUCCUAAAGAUGUAAAAUUCUGAAGCAACCAUUAAUGCUAACUGAUGGGUGUUGAUGCCCUUUAUUCCUCAUGAAUGACUUGAUUUACUCCAGGGAAAAGCUCUACGUAUCUUUGAAGAGAACUCCGUCACAGGCCGCCGUAGACAACCCGAUCUGAUUCAUGAUACUGACCUUUUGUGUUUUGAUUUUAGUGGGUUGUAACCUUGUCUCAAAUCUGCUGUACCAUCCCUUUAGCCCUGCUUCUAAUUCACUUCUCCCAGAAAGUUACGAUUUAAUGAUUACUAUUACUUUGAAUGAUGACCUCAUGUAAGAAUCUUAUCAAGUUAUUUGAGUUGCGCUCUCAAGAUUGAGGCAUCAAUCUAUUAUGAAACCUGCCCACUAUAAAACUGAAGUGAUAGCAUGCGUGCAUCACUUCUUUGCAAUACUUCCCCUUCCCCAGACCGUCGUAGACACCCCGACCUGAUUCAUGAUACUGACCUUUUAGGUUUUGAUUUUAGUGGGUUGUAACCUUGUCUCAAAUCUGUUGUACCAUCCCUUUAGCCCUGCUCCUAAUUCACUUCUCUCCGAAAGUUACGAUUUCAUGAUCACUAUUAUUUUGAACGAUGACCUCAUGUAAGAAUCUUAUCAAGUUAUUUGAGAUGCGCUCUCAAGAUUGAGGCAUCAAUCUAUUACGAAACCUGCCCACUAUAAAACUGAAGUGAUAGCACGCGUGCAUCACUUCUUUUGCAAUACUUCCCCUUGGGACACAAGUAGGGAAAAAAAAUCAUUAAACCGGUAUUUAAAUCCGCAUCGCAGUAGUUGUGGAAAACUCCUUGAAGGACAAAAAGAGACCACGGGAGCGAGAGAGAAGAGAGGGAAACCAGGCAAGCGCUGCGCGGUUAUGUUUUGUAACAACACCAGCAGAGAGGGAGUAAGUCUCCACCAGUUUCCCACCAAUGAACCCUUUUGGCGCCAGUGGAUUGCUUUUGUCUUAGCAAAGAGGGAUGAUGACUGGACGCCGGAAUCUGGUAAUAUUUGCAGUUCACAUUUUAUGCUAGACUGUUAUGAAGGAAUGGAUGCAAAACUCACAGGGUUUGCUAAGAAGGCUCAUCUGAAGAAGACAGCCAUCCCCACAAUUCAGGCCAAUCCCACCCCUGGACAAAAUCAGGAAGCGCUUUCUCUUAAGAGAAAAUGUACACCUGCGGCAACGCAGGGUGAUUCAAAGUGGCAAGUUCAACAAAAGGGGGAUAUAACACCAAAAAGUCAUCAACAUAGAUCCAGUCGAGCCUUGUCUAAACUUACCGCUCAACGUUGUGUUUCUUGUUUAGAUAGCUUGGAUGAAUAAAAAGUUUCUAAAUAAUCUAAAUCUUUUACGGGAUCAUAAUCAAAACGCGACAAUGUGUCUAUACGAUACAAUGAUACGAUUUACUGAAAUCAGGCAAAAGGUUAUGGCGGAACACACCAACAAAAAACUGCUCUCGUUUACAAAGUUAAUGUGUGGAGUUUUUUUUUUUUAAAACAAAACAUUCUUUGGUUAUUACGGCUAGUGGUAGAUUAUAAGAAGACGCGAAAAAAACAAAAGACCACUGAUAAAGUACCAGGACCAUCCAAAAGUGACAACAGACAACCAACAAGUAACAAUCAACCUGAAGUUUCCCAAACCACGGAUCUUGCACAGCCCUCAACAAGUACAUCUGGUGACACUUAGUGUUCAGAGAUUGGUGCAGGGCAAGAAGAACGAAGUCAGGCUCGGGAGUUUCAAACAGCUAACAAGGGAACUCACAAAGGACUUUGCCGCCCAAUCUGUCGCAGCAAAGGUAGAUUUUAGUCUUAAUUAUAUAGUAAAAAAUAAACGUGUUUACUAAGGGUUUAGCCAUCUUUUCAAACAUUCUUUGCAAUGAGACUAUUUUUGGUGAUGAAGGUUUUUAAUCAGAGGUACCCAGAUUUCUCUAAAGUCCAACACAACGGUGAAAAAUGGGACUCAGUGCUACAUAGCAAAACUUCCUCCAUUAAUACUGCUCCCAACUUUAUGUAAGGAGGCAGAAAAUCAAACAGAUUAUGCACCUACGCCGGAGCUACCCCGCGUCCUUUGA